Molecule: messenger RNA, 3538 nt
Organism: Tympanuchus pallidicinctus (lesser prairie-chicken)
Lineage: Eukaryota; Metazoa; Chordata; Aves; Galliformes; Phasianidae
Product: deleted in malignant brain tumors 1 protein-like
Exons: 21
Coding region: 1-2496 (831 amino acids)
Cellular component (GO): membrane
Source: RefSeq, a predicted model, not a curated record
AUGAACAGUGCCAGCGUUGCGUGCAGACAACUCAAAUGUGGCCAAGUUGUUUCUGUCCUGGGCUGGGCUUACUUUGGCCCUGGAGAAGGAAGCAUCCUUCUGGAUGAUGUGAAGUGUGCAGGAACCGAAUCUCACAUUUGGGACUGCUCGCAUGCCGGCUGGAACAAAAGUGACUGUGGACACAAUGAGGAUGUCAGUGUCGUCUGCUCAGAUGCAGUGCAGUCCACGAUUGCACCAACAGUAUCCACAGAGAGGACCCAAACUACAAUUUCAUCAAAAACCACGUUGGUCACAGACCGCUUUGUAACACCUACUACACAACUGGCGACUUCUACAGAUAAAGAGCCAUCUUCCACAUCCACUGUUGUCACAGAGAGAAGUGCCACAUCAGCUACUGAAAUCCCAGGCACAACUUAUGAAGGUUCCACCUCCACUACAGGGGAAGAUGGGACAUCAGAAAUCCCCACCUUGUCAUGGAAAGACUCUGAAAGCUCAACAGAACCAACAUCACCCAUCCCAAUUGUAGAAGGGAAUGUGACUGUGACCUCAACUCCAGAAAUCCCUUCCACAGCUCCUAAAGCUUCCUCCUCUGCCCCCAGCACUGCAGCCACGCAGCCAACAGCUGUUCCAGAGAUCCUGACCACCUCUGGGGAAGAGCCAUCUUCUACAUGCACUGCUGUCACAGAGGGAAGUGCCACAUCAGCUACUGAAAUCCCAGACACAACUUAUGAAGCAGAUGUUCCAGCCCUGUCCCUGCGCCUUGCAGAUGGUGACAGCAGGUGCUCAGGCCGUGUGGAGCUCUAUUAUAACGGCAGCUGGGGAACAGUCUGCGAUGAUGCUUGGGAUCUGGGGGCUGCUGAGGUGGUGUGCCGGCAGCUGGGCUGUGGGGAGCCUAUGUUGGCAGUGCCUGAAGCACAGUUCGGCCAGGGCUCUGGGAACAUCCUCCUGGAUGAGGUGCAGUGCAGAGGGGAUGAGGACAGCCUGUGGGACUGCUCUCACCGAGGGAUAGGUGUGCAUAACUGUCAGCCAAAGGAAGACGCCGGCGUCAUUUGUGCAGAGCCUGUUACUCCCCCAGUCCCAACUGAGCCUGUCCCAGCUGAGCUGUCUCUGAGGCUGGUGAAUGGAGAUAACGAGUGCUCAGGGCGCCUGGAAGUCUUCUACAACGGCAGCUGGGGAACCAUCUGCGAUGAUGACUGGGACAUAAACAGUGCCAGGGUUGUGUGCAGGGAGCUGAGCUGCGGAGAUGCCAUCUCAGCCAAAAAAAGUGCCUUUUUUGGGGAAGGCACGGGAGACAUCCUCAUGGAUGAUGUGAAAUGCACAGGGGAUGAGUCCUUCCUGGAGCAGUGCUCUCACAGGGAGCUGGGAACACAUGACUGUUUGCACAAGGAGGAUGCUGGUGUUAUCUGCACAGGGCCUGUGGAUCUUACCACUCCUGGAACAACAGCCCCAACUGAAUCCACCACAGCUGAAACUUCAGCAACCCCUGCAGGCAGCACCACAUCUGAAGCACCAGUAACCACCUCUCCCACUCCUGGACCAGCAGCCACUACCAGCUCUCCUGCAGGCAGCACCAUGUCUGAAGCACCAGGAGCCUCAACAACUCCAUUGGUCUCCUCAACUCUACCAGUCUCUUCAACUCCUCAAAGCACAGAAAUCAGCACUUCUUCUCCAAAGCCAGUACCUACAAGUCAAGCAACCCUUGCUUGUCUGCCUACUUACAUGCGGGCAAUCAUCAGGAGAUCCUACAUCAACUCCCGAGGGUACCUUGCAAGUGACAUCCACCUGAGGGACCCUAGGUGCAAGCCUGUGAUCAGCAGCUACCACGUCAUGUUCCGCAUACCAUACGAUGGCUGUGGCACACAGAGGCUGAUAUCACGUGGAGCCAUCACUUACUCCAACACAGUGGAAGGAUCCAUUUCUAGCAACUCCUACAGCAGAAAUAGAAAUCCUCUGCUAAACUUUGCCUGCAAAAUAUACGACGACGCUGGCGCCCAAACAAUACCCAGCGUCAUACGGCCCCCGUACCAGGAAACUCCAUCUAGGCAAUUUGUCGUCAAGUUUGCCUUUUAUGACUCGCCAUCCUUCUCCAAUGUAGUGAAGGCAGCACCAUACUAUGUAAUGCCGAGCCGGGAUUUGUUUGUUCGUGCUACCCUGUACAGCACACAGCCAAACGUGAUGCUGUUUGCAGACACCUGCGUGGUCUCUCCAAAUCCCCAUGACUUUGUGACUGUGGCAUCUGAUAUCAUACGAAACGGGUGUGUCAGAGACCCAACCUAUAGGAGCUACUUGUCACCAGACAGCAGGAUUGUCCAGUUCCGAUUCAGAGCCCCCAGUUUUAUCAGCAGAUACUCAUCAGUUUACCUACAGUGCAAGAUGGCAGUGUGCAACAGAUACGAUUAUUCCUCCCGCUGCUACCAGGGCUGCAUAGCCAGAGGCAAAAGAAGCACAGGAGAUGGCAGUGGAAAUGUCAUUAUCGUGGUCUCCAGACUACAGUAGCCCCAGUAACACUUCUUCUAAUUCUAAUAUCACGCUGAUCACUUAUAUAUGUGAUCAGUAGGUUGCACACCUGCUCGUAUUUUAAUCUUAACUGUGUUGUGUUCCUUAAUUUCAAACUUUUGGAUCUAUAUUCCAGAUCUGUAAAAGCCUAAACUUUAGUAAAAACUCAGUGAUAAACUGUAAAGGAUCAGCUUUUUUUUUUUUUUCCCCCCACCAAGACUGUUUCCCUCUCUUGUACUGCAUAACUCAAAUACUUAGUAUUCAAGAAUUACUAACCUGCCUUGUAAAGCAGUGGUGUUGCUUUACAAGCUCAAGAAGAAUAGGAACCCCUUGUAACCAAUAACGUCUGAGCAAUUAUGUUAAAUAGGAGCUCAACAGUUUUUGGAGCAAAAAUUGUCCAUGCCCAGAGAAGUAAUCUCUCCAAUACCUAUGACCUGUUCACAUUUUCCAUGUCAGUUUUUAUUGCUGGAGAUUAGACCUGAAAAAAAUAUAUGUGUUCUUCAUGAUAUACGUAUUUGUUUCAUCCCUUUACUUUCAGUAUCUGUUCUAACUGUAUUACUUUGAGCCAGGAAUGUGUUCAACUCAAUAAGUUAAAUUGCCCUAUUGGAAUGACAUAGUGAAAACAAGGAGAAGAGUAACUUUCAGUUUAUAAUAGAGAAAAGAGUCUUGAAAGUCACCACAGAACUCUACAGGAAAGAGAUUUAUUAAACUUUGGUAACGUGGUGAGCUUUGUUGGGAUGAGAAAAGCAUCUUGAAGGCCAGUACUCAGUUUCCAUGCAGUGAAUAUCUGCAAAUUGCUCAAACUCAUAAUGAGAUGCUCUGUGUGAUGCUUAGAUCUGAUCUGACCAGGACUCUGUUGAGGUGGCUCUGCCCAGGGCUGGUCCUGUUAAUGCCAAUCCUAAGCCAGAGGGACCGUAAUGCCUGGUAGGAAAAUGGCUGAGAUUUCAGUCCUGAGCUGGAGUAUUUCCUAAUUGCACUUCAUUCACAUAGAACUCCACUGUGCUGGUAACCCUGCUGUUCUGCUUCUCACAGGUAAUGAUUU